Messenger RNA from Adelges cooleyi (spruce gall adelgid), 2296 nucleotides. Its product is annotated as calcium/calmodulin-dependent protein kinase kinase 2. The coding region runs from base 361 to 2058 and encodes 565 amino acids. The transcript is spliced from 12 exons. Gene Ontology annotation, cellular component: cytoplasm. The record is from RefSeq and is a predicted model, not a curated record. Gene Ontology annotation, molecular function: ATP binding; calmodulin binding; calcium/calmodulin-dependent protein kinase activity. Lineage: Eukaryota; Metazoa; Arthropoda; Insecta; Hemiptera; Adelgidae. Gene Ontology annotation, biological process: positive regulation of protein kinase activity; protein phosphorylation; intracellular signal transduction.
ACAGUAAACAAUUCAGUGUUUGCCGAGGCCUCGUGGCAGUCGGGAAGUGAUUUCUGAGUGUCCGAUCGGUGUGUUUUUUUUUUUGUACGCGCGUUCAUAAUAUUAUUACAUAAAACAUUACAGAAAUCAUAUAAAAAAACUAUUGAGUCUCCAAGAGUUUCGUAUAAUAUUUGUUUGUGUUUGAAACAUAGAUUGUCACACGAGCCGCUGUAAAGGACAGGAGAGCCCACUACACAUAUAGAAUCGUACAUCUAUAUAAAGAGAGAGAGACAGUUCGAGUUUAUUGGCAUUAUCACUUAGCGAACCUGAAACCACGGGUCGCUUAUACGCUGGAUUUACAAACGGUUUUAUUCGGUUCGCAUGCAACAAUACCCCAUGACUUCGGUACAAGCUUCUUCGAUAACGGCUUGGAAGCCAUCCGCAGUGGACGUGACGGCUAGCUGUAGGCUAACGAGUAGCAUUGCCACCACUACAACCUCCCCUUCCGCACCAGCUGAACCUAUCAGUAUUUGGAAACCAGAAAGCCGGGAGCACGCAAUGAAAACUAAUGUACUGCGAAUGAGUAGAGCCGAAACGGAAUAUCAGGAGUCCAGUAGACAUGGGACUUCGGUGUCAGUGGAAACGAAUCCUCUGUCGGCAUCGGCGGAUAAGAACGGUUCGGCUAGUGGAGAAGAGCAUCAACAUCAAUCUCAAAAAUUGCCUGCUGUCAUAGUGAAUGAACACGAGGACCAAAAGCCCAAGCCAUCUCCCACGCCAACCACAGCAGCUGUGCCCACGACUACUUGCCCCCGACCAAUAUGUCCGAAUUUGCCUUUUUCACCGGCUUGUUCGCCGAGAUUCGGUCGACGACGGCCACCGUUGCGCGAAUGCGGCACGUCGGUGAACGUGCAGAGCUUAGACGACCCCAACACAUUCCAAAAGCUCAACCAGUACAAGUUGAUCGAUUCUAUCGGACAGGGAUCCUACGGGCUCGUCAAAUUGGCAUACAACGAACAAGACGACAAACAUUAUGCCAUGAAAAUAAUGUCUAAAAAGAAACUAAUGAAAAAGGCAGGCUGCUUCGGCAGAAUGAACGCCCGGCGCAAAGGGACCAACCCAUUAGAUAAGGUAUACAGGGAAAUCGCUUUGUUGAAAAAGCUCGACCAUCCUAAUGUAGUGAAACUAGUCGAAGUCCUCGAGGAUCCGGACGAAGAUCAUCUCUAUUUAGUUUUCGAAUUAUUAGAACGUGGAGAAGUGAUGCAAGUUCCUGGAGAUCCGCCCAUGGCCGAGUCCAAAGCCAGGUCUUACUUCAGAGACAUACUCGUGGGUCUCGAGUACUUGCACUUCCAGCGAAUCGUGCACAGGGACAUCAAGCCGUCCAACUUGUUGAUUGGCGCCAACGGACGAGUGAAAAUUGCCGACCUGGGCGUGUGUAACGAAUUCGACGGCACAAACGACUUGCUAAGCUCCAGCGCGGGCACGCCGGCGUUUACAGCGCCCGAAGUGCUUGACCUGUCCACGACGUCGUACAGCGGUAAAGCGCUCGACAUGUGGGCGCUCGGCUGCACGCUGUACGCGUUCGUGUAUGGACGGUUACCGUACGACGCCGACUCCGUGCUGGCCGUGCACGAGCAGAUCCGCACUCAGCCUGUGCAAUGGCCCGUCGAGCCGGAAACGUCGCCCCAACUGGUGCACUUGCUGCACCGGCUGUUGGACAAGAACCCCGACACCAGAAUCACGCUGCCGGCCGUCAAGCAGCACGACUGGGUGACCAAGAACGGUACCGAACCGCUGCCCACCGAGCAGGACAACUGUCAGCUGGUCGAGGUCAGCGAGGAGGAAAUGAUGAACGUCGUCAAGUCCAUACCCAAACUCAACACGCUGAUACUCAUCAAGGCCAUGCUGAAGAACCAUUCGUUCCUCAAUCCGUUUGCGGCCGACGAAACAAAACGCAAACUUCAAUCGUCUCACAGAUCACACUCGGCGCCAGGAGCCUGCACUUGGUUUGGAUCAAGGUCUUUAUCAGCAGAAACAGCGACUCUUCAGCCGGUUAUAGAAAAUUCGGCCAACGAAAAAUGACCAUAUCUUAAAUGUAUACAUUACCAAUUUAUAAUUAAAUUAUUAAUUUAGAUGUUAUUGUACUAAGCUAUUUAUAUAAUUGAUAUGCCUAUUGUUAUAUAGCCCAUGGUCAAACGGUUUAUAUUAUAUCGUAAGUACUUAAUAUAAAAACUUUGAAUAGUUUAUCAAUCAUAUAUAACAGUGUAUUUCAAUGUGAUUCAUGUUUUUUUAUAUCUUCGGAAGAUACUACUUGUGAACU